CCAAAAUUAAAACUGGUAAAAUAACAUGUAAUAGCAGACCUUCCUUCUUUUUUUAAUCUAAGCCAGAACUUCAACAAGUUUAAUGCAGCUUUUUCCAGAAAAGUUACCUGUUUCAGUUAUUCUCGGAGUAAUGCAUCAAGGAAAAAGGCAAAAACGGAAUGCACUUAAGAUGAAUAGAAAAUUCUUUAUCUCGCGAAAAAUCUUAAAUUAUUAAAUUCGAGUUAAUUUCCCUUUCUGCAAAAAUGGCCUGUAAUUCUUAUUGGCUAUCCUACUGAGUUGAUUCUGUCUCCAACCAGCUUGAUAUGACAUUAUUGCAUAAAAGGAACAGGAAUAGGCACAUAAAAACAAAUUAUCUGCCAUUUUUGAUGAUUUGCAAUAGUCACUCAGCAACUUCACAUCUGUAUGCCUUUUAUAACUUUUUAAAACCUUUUCCAUGAUUUUUCUUUUAAUGUAUGUCUAGACACCAAGAUUUACCAUCUGAGGAUAUUCUUUUGACUAUAUUGGGCUACACAUCGCUGAAAUAAUAUAAUUAUUAAAUUUUGAUAACAUAAAAUGCAGAUACAAAAUAAUUUAGGCGUCAUAUGUUGUCCCAAAAAGUGGUAUUUCGGUGUCAGUUUUUACUGUUUUGGGGCUUCUGGUUUUGGCCACAUAUGGUCCAUCUUAAUGAUCAAAAUCUUAUUUCAUUAUCGUGGUGAGCAGGAUUGGAUGGUGAGAAAAGGAAAGAUUCCUAUGAGAAGAGCAGGAUGAGCAGAGGGAUUCUAUGCUUGAAGUUGAGUCACUUGAAAAAGAUCUCUUUGAAUGUGGAAGAGAUCUGAGCAGAUGAAAAUAAAAUCAGGAAAAUGCAACAUGGCAGCAGCAAUGGAAACAGAACAGCUGGGUGUUGAGAUAUUUGAAACUGCAGACUGUGAGGAGAAUGUUGAAUCACAGGAUCGGCCUAAAUUGGAGCCGUUUUAUGUUGAGCGGUAUUCCUGGAGUCAGCUUAAAAAGCUGCUUGCUGAUACCAGAAAAUAUCAUGGCUACAUGAUGGCUAAGGCACCACAUGAUUUCAUGUUUGUGAAGAGGAAUGAUCCAGACGGGCCUCAUUCAGACAGAAUCUAUUACCUUGCCAUGUCUGGUGAGAACAGAGAAAAUACACUGUUUUAUUCUGAAAUUCCCAAAACUAUCAGUAGAGCAGCAGUCUUAAUGCUCUCUUGGAAGCCUCUUUUGGAUCUUUUUCAGGCAACACUGGACUAUGGAAUGUAUUCUCGAGAAGAAGAACUAUUAAGAGAAAGAAAACGCAUUGGAACAGUUGGAAUUGCUUCUUACGAUUAUCACCAAGGAAGUGGAACAUUUCUGUUUCAAGCUGGUAGUGGCAUUUAUCACGUAAAAGAUGGAGGGCCACAAGGAUUUACGCAACAACCCUUAAGGCCCAAUUUAGUGGAAACUAGUUGUCCCAACAUACGGAUGGAUCCAAAAUUAUGCCCUGCUGAUCCAGACUGGAUUGCUUUUAUACAUAGCAAUGAUAUUUGGAUAUCUAACAUCGUAACCAGAGAAGAAAGGAGACUCACUUAUGUGCACAAUGAGCUAGCCAACAUGGAAGAAGAUGCCAGAUCAGCUGGAGUUGCUACCUUUGUUCUCCAAGAAGAAUUUGAUAGAUAUUCUGGCUAUUGGUGGUGUCCAAAAACUGAGACAACUCCCAGCGGUGGUAAAAUUCUUAGAAUUCUAUAUGAAGAAAAUGAUGAAUCUGAGGUGGAAAUUAUUCAUGUUACAUCCCCUAUGUUGGAAACAAGGAGGGCAGAUUCAUUCCGUUAUCCUAAAACAGGUACAGCAAAUCCUAAGGUCACUUUUAAGAUGUCAGAAAUAAUGAUCGAUGCUGAAGGAAGGAUUAUAGAUGUCAUAGAUAAGGAACUAAUUCAACCUUUUGAGAUUCUGUUUGAAGGAGUUGAAUAUAUUGCCAGAGCUGGAUGGACUCCUGAGGGAAAAUAUGCCUGGUCCAUCCUACUAGAUCGCUCCCAAACUCGCCUACAGAUAGUGUUGAUCUCACCUGAAUUAUUUAUCCCAGUAGAAGAUGAUGUUAUGGAAAGGCAGAGACUCAUUGAGUCAGUGCCUGACUCUGUGACACCACUAAUUAUCUAUGAAGAAACAACAGACAUCUGGAUAAAUAUCCAUGACAUCUUUCAUGUUUUUCCCCAAAGUCAUGAAGAAGAAAUUGAGUUUAUUUUUGCCUCUGAAUGCAAAACAGGUUUCCGUCAUUUAUACAAAAUCACAUCUAUUUUAAAGGAAAGCAAAUAUAAACGAUCCAGUGGUGGGCUGCCUGCUCCAAGUAAGAAAUUCUAUGUCAUGUUAGCACUGAUUUUGUUACUGUUGUUAUCUUGUCAGAUCCAAGUUGAUGAAGUCAGAAAGCUGGUAUAUUUUGAAGGCACCAAAGACUCCCCUUUAGAACAUCACCUGUAUGUGGUCAGUUACGUAAAUCCUGGAGAGGUGACAAGGCUGACUGACCGUGGCUAUUCCCAUUCUUGCUGCAUCAGUCAGCAUUGUGACUUCUUUAUAAGUAAGUAUAGUAACCAGAAGAAUCCACACUGUGUGUCCCUUUACAAGCUGUCAAGUCCUGAAGAUGACUCAACUGGCAAAACAAAGGAAUUUUGGGCCACCAUUCUGGAUUCAGCAGGCCCUCUUCCUGACUAUACCCCUCCAGAAAUCUUCUCUUUUGAAAGUACUACUGGAUUUACAUUGUAUGGGAUGCUGUACAAGCCUCAUGAUCUACAGCCUGGAAAGAAAUACCCAACUGUGUUGUUCAUAUACGGUGGUCCUCAGGUGCAGCUGGUGAAUAAUCGGUUUAAAGGAGUCAAGUAUUUUCGCUUGAACACCCUAGCCUCUCUAGGCUAUGUGGUUGUGGUGAUCGACAACAGGGGGUCCUGCCACCGAGGGCUUAAAUUUGAAGGCGCCUUUAAAUAUAAAAUGGGUCAAAUAGAAAUUGAUGAUCAGGUGGAAGGACUUCAAUAUCUAGCUUCUCGAUAUGAUUUCAUUGACUUAGAUCGUGUGGGCAUCCACGGCUGGUCCUAUGGAGGAUACCUCUCCCUGAUGGCAUUAAUGCAGAGGUCAGAUAUCUUCAGGGUUGCUAUUGCUGGGGCCCCAGUCACUCUGUGGAUCUUCUAUGAUACAGGAUACACGGAACGUUACAUGGGUCAUCCUGACCAGAAUGAACAGGGCUAUUACUUAGGAUCUGUGGCCAUGCAAGCAGAAAAGUUCCCCUCUGAACCAAAUCGUUUACUGCUCUUACAUGGGUUCCUGGAUGAGAAUGUCCAUUUUGCACAUACCAGUAUAUUACUGAGUUUUUUAGUGAGGGCUGGAAAGCCAUAUGACUUACAGAUCUAUCCUCAGGAGAGACACAGCAUAAGAGUUCCUGAGUCUGGAGAACAUUAUGAACUGCAUCUUUUGCACUACCUUCAAGAAAACCUUGGAUCACGUAUUGCUGCUCUAAAAGUGAUAUAAUUUUGGCCUGUGUAGAACUCUGGUAUACACUGGCUAUUUAACCAAAAGAGGAGGUUUAAUCAAUAGAAAACACAGAGUUGAUCAUCACAUUUUGGUACCUGCCACAUAACAUCUAUUCCUGACAGUAAAUGUGGUACCAUGCAGGGGUCUAUGGCUUGUGGUGGUAAUCAUACACCUUAACCCUACGUGCUCAAAAUUGAAUGAUGUGUAUUCCUGAGAGACCCAGCAAUACCACAAGAAUUACUAAAAAAAAAUAAAAAAAAAAAAAAAAAAAAAAUUAGCACCAUGUAUUCAUACUAACCUAUUUUCACUUUUAAUAGCAUUACAAACCUCAUGAACUUAGUGUAUUUUUACAGUAUACUUUUUGAGUUUGUUAAAAUAUGAUGAUAUUAGUGAUUGGUUUGGUUCAGUUCCAGAAUCUCAGACUAAUUACAGAUUUGAUAGCACUUAAAUGUAAUUGAAUAGCUUAUGCUUCAUUGCUUGGGCAUAUGCAGCAUGUUAUGAACUAAUAACUAUUAAACUUGACUUAACCAGUCAUUCAUUAAUGAUUUUUCAAAGAUAACUUAGUGGCCUCCUAAAGACACUUGUUUUGGCUCUGACCAGUUUUUAGCCAAUUUAAUCUGUAUCUAGUAUAAAUAAUUCUCAUUUUUCUUUAAUGAUAUUGACAGAGUGGGCUUUUCCUUUUGCAUAAAGGCUAGUAACUGUAUGUAGCAUGGAUUUAAUUAGUCAUGAUAGUGAUAAUUACAGGCAGAAAAAUUUUAAUCAAAUGAUUAGAGCUUAAAUAUUUGCAGGCAAGUUUUUUUUUCCUUUAAGAAAAGGAAAAGUAAACAUUCUCUAGAAUUCUUCAGAAAAUUUAGUAGUGCCAGUUUCCAUUUGGUAUUUCCUUAUUAAAAUAUUCUAGAAUUUUAAGGAGAUCGAAGGGAAUCACAGUGGGGUGGGGACAUGGGUUUGGGGAAUGACAGAGAGAAGAGGUGGUGAGGGCCUGAUUAAGAACUAAGCAGAAGCAGUUUUGACAAAAAUACUCAUGAAAAUGUUUAGAAAGUGAAAUUUAAACAACUAGAAUAUUAAGGAAACUGAAAUCAAGAAAUCACUGUCUUGCCAACACAGCUACAGAGUAACAUGAUUCAGGGGAGGAAAAGUAGUUCCUUAGAGUUACUUUUAUAAUUCUAAUUUUUUUUAUUCUUCCUCUUGAUUUUAGAAAUCUUACCAAUUUAAACUUUAUCCUAUUAAAAUUAUUUGAACAUAAUUUAGAUAUUGUAAGCUUAAAAUACAAAGGUUUACAGAUAACCUCUUUACCAUAAACUAAUCCCUGGCAAGCCAUGGCCCGCUCGCUCUCUUUUUUUGUUUUUUUCCUUCGUGUUUAAAGGCUAUAAACAGUUUUCUUGAAUGGUCAUGAACUUUUCUUGGUUAGCCCUAGCAUUUAGCUAUGAAGAGAGCUCAUAGGCUUUCAGGUGCUAAUUGAGAUAUGCCCUCGGGGUGCUAAGUUGGUCACGUUGGCACCAGUGACAGGGAAGGCAUCUAUGAGUUUGAUGCUUUUUAUCACACACUUGAGUGUUUAGAAAGUUAUUACCGGUACUUUUAAACAACACUCCAAGAAAAUUUGCUGUAUUUCUUUCUCAUCACUACAGAGAGAAUAGAUUUCCCUAUAGAGAGCAUUGCCUCCAUUAGUAAGGUCGCUGACUGUUGGUAAGAGGUGGACUUCAUAGGAGGCAGGGAAAGCCCAGAAAUGGCAGGAUGACCUGGUGGCUCUGUCAUUGGGAACGGUAUUGGGUUUUGCUGUUUGUAUUUAUACUGUAUAAUAGAUAACUACGGUUUUUCUUACUGUCUGUAUAUGUAUUGCUUUUCAUGUUUGAUAUUUUCCCCAUGCCAAGAUAUGUUUAUAUAUAUUUUCAAUGUUAAAUUAAAUUGAUUUGGGUAGCUUUCUUCCCCAAGAAAGUAUUUUCCACCUUAAGUAUAUAUCUCACUGUGGAGGUUGUUUUGUUUCGUUUUGUUUGAGCUAAUCGGCCUCAAGGGAUCUAUCCUUAUAUGCAAAGUAGAAAUGGUAUACAGUAGCUUUUAAGCAGCUACUCCAUUGAAACCUCUCACCCAUUAAGGCUGUUUCUUCAAAAUGGGAUCUCUUAUUUUAUCAGAAAAACCUUAGAAAACUUCAUGUACUCUUGAAUUCACAGGUGUUUUCCUUUUGCAUCUACCCUUCUUUCCUUCUAUCACAAAGAAUGCGUGAUAUCACUACCAGUCACUUAAAUGCCAUUCUACUUCUUUAGUGGGAAAAAAUACCUGAAUGAAUUCACUUACAGAAAGACAAUUUGACUGAAUUUGCUUUUUACAACUAGUGUGGAAAAUACCAUAGGCAAUUGAGGCAAUCAGUAGAAAUCUCACUAAAAGUUUGUACUCCCUGAGUGUGGUUAACAGCUUAAAUGGCAAGAAUCUAUAAAAGUAGCAACAGUUUAGUGGGAGCCAAAAAGCACUAGUAUAAAUAUCAUACUGGGUUUUUACAGACUUGAUAAAUAUGUACAGAUGAACAACCAUCAAGAGGGUUAGUUACUUGAGCAGUAUAGAGUAGUGGAACUCAGAAUCUAAGAUUUAUCUGGGGCACUUACUAAAAGAAAUGUAGAGUUUUGAAUCUCACUCUUAAAAAUUUGUAUUCCUAGGCUGGGGAUGGUGGCUCAUGCCUGUAAUCCUAGCACUUUGGGAGGCCAAGGCGGGUGGAUCACUUGAGGUCAGGAGUUCAGACCAGUUUGGUCAAUGUGGUGAAACCCCGUCUCUACUAAAACUACAAAAAGUUAGCCGGGCAUAAUGGUGUGUGCCUAUAAUCCAACCUACUCGGGAGGCUGAGGCAGGAGAAUCGUUUGAGCCUGGGAGGCGGAGGUUGCAGUGAGCUGAGAUCGCACCACUGUGCUGCAGCCUGGGCAACAGAGCGAGACUCUGCCUCCAAUAAAUAAAUAAAUAAAAAUUUGUAUUCCGUUGAUUUGGAUAGACAUCAGGAAUGUGCAUUUCUAACAAGCUUUCCAGGCGAUCCUACAGUAAGUAUCUAUGGACAACUUUAAGAAACUCUUCUAUAGAGAAUGGAGUUGGAUUAAUAAUAGGCGAUUUUUACACUGGACUGAUUCACAAGAACCUAAACAGUAGUCCAUGAAGCUGCUCAUCUGUGGUAACUGUUUGGCCCGGUCUCACUCUGAAAGCAGCAGAAGAUGUUAGUUACUUUGUUUCUUCCUCUUUGUCUGGAGAUUCAUUUUGGAAUGAAGGUUUUUCCCUCUAUGCCAUUCCUAGUUCUUUUCCAAAGCUUCAUACAAGAGGAUCAGGUCACAAUGCGUGCAUUACCUUUUAAAAGAAUGCGAUAUUGAUACCGAUGCUUACUUUUUUUUCUGUUUUACUUCUUGUCUUAUUCCUUCCAGGAAGCACAGCUUACCUUUCUGUGGCAUAGUUCUCCUCAGGCGGAGUGUUUCCUGUAACACCCGUCACUGAGUCAUGUAUUUUUCAAGAUGGAAUGAAUCUUUGAUUUAAUCUAAUCUACUAUUCUUAUUUGUUAGAAGAACAACCUACAUGCUAGAGAGAGAGGAGGAAAUAUACCCGUGACCACACAGCCAGUUAGUAUCCAGGUGGUGCUGGACCCAGCCAGGUGUCCUGCCUCAUGGUAGUUAAAUUAUAUGUAGAAAAGGUAAAUUUUUAAAGAAAUAUUUAUUAAUAUAUUCCUAUAAAACAUUUUAAAGGUAACCACAUAAAAAUGGUUAAUUUUUCCAUUCCAAAGUAAAUGCUAAGCAUGCUUAUUAACGAAGCAGUACUUGUAAUUAGUAUAUGACAUUCUGAAGUUAAUUAAAAUCACUGCACUAAAUGUGUCUUCCUUGGUAUAGUGGGGGAUUUGAGGAUUGGAAUAUAGAGUAGAGUGCUUGCUUAAGCCUGGGAGCCCAUCUUACAGCUCUUUAAUGUAAGCAAAGAGACAUGGCCAUUUCUAAACUAUAUAAGGUGAGUGUCUAUUCCCAGCAGAUACAAAGGAAAAAGGAAACUCUUGACUUCCACCUUCCCAGUCUCACCCAGCCUCGCCUAUCCGUCUUCCAACCUCACAUAUGGAGAUACUAGUGCAAGGUGCUGGGCUUUAGGUAAUCAUUUAAGUCCUUUGCAGAUAAAGAAAAAGUAGUGUUUGUAUGUUUGUUUUUAAGUGACCCAAAAACAAAUUUAUAUUGUGUUCAGCAGAAUUGGAGUUCAGGUGUUUAAUUUUAGAACAUCAAGUGCCUGCUGUUUUAAGCAUUAACUUGUAUAAAAAGAAUUGCAUGUCUCACUCCAGUAAGCUUAUGGGAUUUCUCAUUUUUAGCUAUAUGGCUUUUAAUCAUGUAAAGUGAAACAUUAGUUCUGUUGCAUUUUAUUACAGAUUCUUUGUUGCAAUAAAGAUGCUGCUGAAAUUAA
This is a messenger RNA of Sapajus apella (tufted capuchin), 7869 nucleotides long. It is a transcript of the gene DPP8, whose product is annotated as dipeptidyl peptidase 8. Gene Ontology annotation, molecular function: dipeptidyl-peptidase activity; serine-type peptidase activity. Gene Ontology annotation, biological process: proteolysis. The transcript has 19 exons. The record is from RefSeq and is a predicted model, not a curated record. The coding region runs from base 799 to 3471 and encodes 890 amino acids. NCBI's taxonomy places the organism in Eukaryota, Metazoa, Chordata, Mammalia, Primates, Cebidae.